Molecule: messenger RNA, 2311 nt
Organism: Coccinella septempunctata (seven-spotted ladybird)
Lineage: Eukaryota; Metazoa; Arthropoda; Insecta; Coleoptera; Coccinellidae
Product: rho GTPase-activating protein 8-like
Exons: 8
Coding region: 163-1569 (468 amino acids)
Biological process (GO): small GTPase-mediated signal transduction; negative regulation of endocytic recycling
Cellular component (GO): cytoplasm
Molecular function (GO): GTPase activator activity
Source: RefSeq, a predicted model, not a curated record
UAUGUCUGACAUUUGGUGUACUGAUUUGAGAGCCUUGUGCGUAAACAGUGUUUAUUUUUUGAAUUUUCUCAUAAGAAAAACACUUUUCAUUAUAUAAGUGCCAAAUACACUAAAAUUAUACCAAAAAGACUGUAGUAUAAUGAUGUAAAUCCUUGUUUAACGAUGGACCCAAGCAAAACUUCAAAACCCAGUCAGGCUGCGAAUUUGGAAGAUGAACCUUAUCCAAGUUUGUCAGAUUAUCACGAUUAUGAACCGAAUCUAGAGUUUGAUGAUACAGAAUUACAACAAAGUCCUGAUGAUAUUGCUCAAAGCAUUGAAUUCAUUGAAAUAGAGUCCUGUGAAACAUCCCCUGUUGAAGAUUUUCCAGAAGAGAAUUUUGAUGAAUUAGUAGAAGCAUGUGAAGAAAAUUCAUAUAGUUUAAUGUACUGUCCUUCAUAUCCUGCUGUGGAUGAUUCUGCUGUUGACAAAUAUGCUGAUAUUGCAAAAUAUGGUAUAGUAGAUGUCAAAGGGGAUGAUGCUGUUGGAAGAAAAAUAAUUGUUGUAUAUGCUUGCAAAUUGCCUCCAGUUAAAGAAAUCAAUCAUAGUCUUCUCUUAAGUUACUUAAUUUAUACAUUGGAUCAAUAUGUGGAACAAGAUUACAGUUUAAUUUAUUUCCAUUAUGGGCUCUGCAGUAAAAAUAAGCCAUCACUUAGUUGGAUAGUCCAGGUUUACAAAGCAUUUGAUAGAAAGUAUAAGAAGAAUCUCAAGGCAUUAUAUUUAGUACACCCAACAAAUUUUUUGAAAAUUGUUUCUCAAUUAUUCCGGCCAUUAAUAUCAGCUAAAUUUGGAAGGAAAUUGAAUUAUAUUAAUACGUUAGCGGAACUCAAUGAAGAGAUACCCUUAGAUAAAUUGGACAUUCCACAGGAAAUCAAAGAGCAUGAUAGAAAAUUAGGAGGAAUAGGGGAUCUUACUUCAGCGUUGGAUAAUUUGAAUGUUGUUCCUAGUCUACCAACUCAACAAUUUGGUAUAUCCCUUUCUGAUAUCAAGAAAAACUAUGGUUUGGUUAUCGCUCCCGUUGUUAGACAAUGCAUCGAAUUCUUGGACCAACCUGAUGCUCUUGAAACUGAGGGCUUGUUCAGGAGAUCAGCGAAUGGUGUGAAAGUGAAGCAUUUGAAAGAUCUGGCCAACUUGGGAAAACCCCUAAACUUUGAGGAUCCCCAUGAAGCAGCCGUAUUGUUGAAAACUUUUCUUCGAGAACUGAAAGAACCACUCUUAACUUAUGAGUUGUACGAUGAAGUUAUGCAAUUCCAAUGCUGGAAUAAAGAUGAGGUCCUGAAACAGGUACAAGUUUUAAUCAUGGAAAAAUUACCUGAAGAUAAUUACAUUGUCCUAAAAUACAUCAUUAGUUUUUUAUCAAGAGUGAUGGAACGUCAAGAUUUAAAUAAGAUGAACGCACAAAAUUUGGCAGUCGUAUUUGGUCCGAAUUUAGUGUGGUCCGAUAAUGUUUCGAUGUCUCUGGUGGCCAUUGGGCCUAUAAAUAUGUUUACCCAGUUUUUACUUCAGCAGCAUAACAAAAUUUUCAUGAUUUAAGCCUGAAAAUAUGAUAUGAUGCUCUGUGAUGUUAAUUUGCAUUUGUAAUAUUGUGUUGAUAUAAAAAAAUUAUAUAUUUCCGGAGUAUGUGUAUAUCAAACAAUUGUUUAUUUUAUACUAUUUGUUCGUUUGUAUUUAUGUAAUUGGGAUCAAAACUUAUGUUCUAUGUGAGGUUUUCACGUCAAUCAUCGAAUCACUAAGAUGUAAUUCAUCAUUCCAAAGAAUCAUAUUUUUGAUAGUACAGCAAACUAGUUUUAUUUAUAGAAAUUAUGCUUGCAUAUCUAUGUUUUAUCACUUAUUUUCUUAUUUGUUUUAUGUUUUCGUUGUUAAUGAUAUCCCUUAUUGAAACGAAUUAACUGACUGAAAUAUGUAAUAACAUUAUCACUAAUAAGUCAAAGAGUCAACAGGAAUAGCUAAAGUCUGACUUUAACGCAUAAAGGAUGGUUAGUGAACAAGAAUUUAUGAGAAAAAUAUACUCUAUCGUAAACUUACCGACUACAGAUAUUCCUGUUAUACAUGUUUCCAAUUUAUAAGUGGGCAGAUCAUCAUUUAUGAUGUAGAUCUUGUAGAAACUAACAAUUUUUUUCGAAUAGAAAAAAUUAAUAAAUCAUUAGAUUGAUUAGUCUGUUCACUUAUAAUUGGAAAAUACUUAAAUAUUAAUAUAAUACUAAAAACAUAUAUCAAUACCUCGUAGUUUUUUGUUAUACUGGAAAAAUAGAAUAAAUAUAUGAAUGUUAAUAAA